AUGGCCGACCUCCGCGUUCUACUCAUUGGCAGCGGCGGCCGCGAACACGCGCUUGCCUGGAAACUGAGCCAGUCGCCGCGAGUCGAACGCAUCUUGGUGGUGCCCGGUAAUGGAGGUACCGCGACAUGCCCUAAGACCGCGAACGUCCGCUCCGUCUCGGCCGAGAACUUUACAGGGCUCGUCGAUUUCUCAAAGUCCAAUGGCAUCAACCUGGUCGUCCCCGGUCCCGAGGCACCACUGGUCGACGGCGUAGAAGACUUCUUCAGAAAGGCCGGCAUACCGUGCUUCGGCCCGUCCAAAGAGGCAGCGCGGCUGGAAGGCAGCAAGACGUACUCGAAAGAUUUCAUGAGGAAAUACGAGAUCCCCACAGCUGCAUAUGAAAACUUUUCCGACCACGACAAGGCCACCCGCUACCUUGACAGCGUCGGCCAUGACGUCGUCAUCAAGGCGACAGGCCUAGCGGCCGGAAAGGGCGUCAUUCUUCCCCAGACAAAAGACGAGGCCAAGGACGCUCUCAAGAAAAUCAUGGUGGACAAGGUCUUUGGCGCCGCGGGCGACGAGGUCGUCAUCGAGGAACUCUUGAUCGGAGACGAGUUGAGUGUCCUCACCUUUUGCGACGGGUAUACGACCAAAUCGCUGCCGCUCGCUCAAGACCACAAGAGGAUCUUCGAUGGAGACCAGGGCCCAAACACGGGCGGCAUGGGCUGCUAUGCCCCAACAAACAUUACCACACGGGAGUUGAUGGAGAGAAUCGACACGGAAAUUCUCAAGCCCACUAUAUCAGGCAUGCGCCGAGAGAGGCAGCCCUUCCGAGGCGUCUUGUUUACCGGCCUCAUGAUCACGAGCGCGGGACCCAAGGUACUCGAGUACAAUGUGCGAUUCGGUGACCCCGAAACCCAGACCGUGUUGCCGCUUCUUUCUGCCGAUACCGACCUGGCCGACAUCAUGCUCGCCUGCGCCGAAGGAUACUUGGACAACUGUCAACUUAAGGUCGACAACAAGUUCAGCGCCACCGUCGUCCUGGCCGCUGGAGGAUACCCUGGCCCUUACGCCAAAGGCACCCUGAUAUAUGUCCGGGACCCUCCCAACGGUAGCACGAUCUUCCACGCCGGGACCAAGCUUAGCGAAAGCCAGCUGACGACAUCCGGGGGCCGUGUCAUUGCAGUCAACUCCGUGGGCAAUUCGCUGAGAGAGGCCGUCGACGCAUGUUACGCCGUCCUGUCCUCUGGAGUGAUUGAGUUUGAUGGCAUGUUCUUCCGAAAAGACAUUGCCCACCGAGCCUUUAGGGAAACGAGCGAGGCGGCCCUGACCUAUGCCCAGGCUGGCGUAGACAUCCAAGCAGGAAACCACUUUGUGGAAAACAUCAAGAAGGCGGUUGCCAGCACUAAGCGACCCGGCGCUGACGCCGAGAUUGGUGGCUUCGGUGGAGAGUUGGACCUCUCUCAGUGCGGAUACCAAGACGCGCCUAUCCUGGUCGGCGCCAUCGACGGCGUCGGGACGAAACUCAUGAUUGCACAGUCGAUGAAGCGGCACGACACCGUGGGCGUUGAUCUUGUGGCCAUGAAUGUCAACGACCUGAUUGUACAGGGGGCGACGCCGCUUAUGUUCCUCGACUACUACGGCUGCAGUAAACUGGACUUGGCCUCUGCCGCCUCGUUUGUUGAGGGCGUCGCCGACGGCUGCCGCCAGGCCGGAUGCGCCCUGGUGGGCGGCGAGACGGCUGAGAUGCCGGGCAUGUAUCAGGGUGAGGAUUACGACGCGGCCGGCUGCGCGGUUGGCGCCGUCGCAGCCUCCAACCGCCUCCCACGCAAAGACGCCAUGGCUGAAGGGGACGUGCUCUUGGGCCUGGCAUCGCACGGAGUACACUCCAACGGCUUCUCCCUCGUGAGACGCAUCGUGCAGAGAGCCGGCCUCGAGUACACCUCCGAGGCGCCUUGGGACUCGUCCCGGACCGUCGGCGAGUCGCUGCUGACGCCCACGCGCAUCUACGUCAAAAGCCUUCUCCCCGUCCUCGCCCAGAUCAAGGGCCUGGCGCACAUCACCGGCGGCGGUCUCGUCGAGAACGUGCCGCGCAUGCUGCCCGAGGCCCGCCUCGCUGCCGACAUCGACUUUGGCUCGUGGGACAUACCGCCCGUCUUCCGCUGGCUCAAGGCAAAUGGCGGUGUUGUCCCCGCCGAGAUGUGUCGCACCUUCAACGUCGGUCUCGGCAUGGUCAUCACUGUCGACGCCUCAGAGGCCGACGCCGUUGCCCGGGCGCUCGCCGCAUCCGAGAAGGUAUUCCGUAUCGGCCGCCUGCUGCCUCGCGAACAGGGGCGGCCGGCUUGCGUGAUCCGGAAUCUCGAGAGCUGGGUGUGA
This is a messenger RNA of Hirsutella rhossiliensis, 2355 nucleotides long. Its product is annotated as phosphoribosylglycinamide synthetase, ATP-grasp (A) domain-containing protein. The transcript has a single exon. Gene Ontology annotation, molecular function: metal ion binding; ATP binding; phosphoribosylamine-glycine ligase activity. NCBI's taxonomy places the organism in Eukaryota, Fungi, Ascomycota, Sordariomycetes, Hypocreales, Ophiocordycipitaceae. Gene Ontology annotation, cellular component: cytosol. Bases 1 to 2355 code for a protein of 784 amino acids. Gene Ontology annotation, biological process: 'de novo' IMP biosynthetic process; adenine biosynthetic process. The record is from RefSeq and is a predicted model, not a curated record.